Molecule: messenger RNA, 6886 nt
Organism: Acipenser ruthenus (sterlet)
Lineage: Eukaryota; Metazoa; Chordata; Actinopteri; Acipenseriformes; Acipenseridae
Product: integrin alpha-2-like
Exons: 30
Coding region: 155-3709 (1184 amino acids)
Biological process (GO): cell adhesion mediated by integrin; cell-cell adhesion; integrin-mediated signaling pathway
Cellular component (GO): external side of plasma membrane; integrin complex
Molecular function (GO): integrin binding
Source: RefSeq, a predicted model, not a curated record
CUCACACUGAUAACAGUACUGUACACAUAAACCAACUUGACGAAUCCAAAUAAAGUUGUGUUACGUUUAGCGAAAUGUUGGAGAGAAGAGAGUAAAGGCACCAAACAAUCUGAAUGACCUCUUAUCUAGAAAAGCUUUUUCCACUGCUGGAGUCAUGGAUUUUAACAGUGUGCUGCAACUGCAAAUACUCCUAGCUUGCCUUCUUCGGAUUUCAGAAGCUUUUAAUGUUGGAAUAUCAGGAGCCAAGGUAUUCACAGGACCUGCCUCUGAGCAGUUUGGAUACACAGUGCAACAGUUUACAAGUGCUAACAGCAAAUGGUUGCUGGUUGGCUCCCCCUGGAGUGGCUACACACAGAACAGGAUGGGAGACGUAUACAAGUGCCCAUUGCACCAAUCCAGAACCACAUGCGACAGACUGCAUUUACAGAACAACACAACGAUCUCCACUGUGACAGAGAUAAAAAUCAACAUGAGUCUCGGCUUGACCCUUGCUCGGAAUUCUAACAAAAAUGGAUUUAUGACGUGUGGGCCACUGUGGACACAGCAGUGUGGCAACCAGUACUUCCCUACUGGAAUCUGCUCGGACGUCGGCCCCUCCUUCACUUCAGUACAGAGCUUUGCUCCUGCAAUACAAACAUGUGGGGGUUCCAUGGAUAUUGCAAUUGUGUUAGACGGCUCCAACAGUAUUUGGCCAUGGCCACCGAUCCAGUCUUUUCUCAAAAAAUUAUUGCAAGGAUUAAAUAUUGGUCCAAACGAUGCUCAGGUUAGCAUCAUACAGUAUGCAGUCGACCCAGAUUUUGAAUUCAGAUUGAACGACUACACAAGCAAAGAAAAGCUGAUUACUGCUGCAUCCAACAUAAACCAGAAGUUGGGGGACCAAACAAAUACCUUCAGGGCCAUUGACUUUGCCAGAUCACAUGCCUUCUUGCCAUCAAACGGUGGUCGUCCUGGUGCUGCUAAAGUGAUGGUUGUUGUGACUGAUGGAGAAUCCCAUGAUUACUCAAUGAGGGACAACGUCAUUGGUGCUUGUGAGAAGGCUCAGAUCACUAGGUUUGGUAUUGCUGUCCUUGGCUAUUAUAUCAGAAACGACAUUGAUACUAAGAACCUCAUUUAUGAAAUCAAGUCGAUCGCCAGCUCUCCGACAGAGCGGUACUUUUUCAAUGUAUCUGCUGAAGCAGCCCUGUCAGAGAUUGCCGGGACGCUGGGGGAGCGCAUCUUUAACAUUGAAGGAACUGGUACAGGUGGUGAAAUCCAAAUGGAAAUGUCCCAGGUUGGGUUUAGUGCCUACUACUCAAACAAAACGGAUGUAAUGAUGCUGGGGGCAGUAGGAGCCUAUGGCUGGAGUGGCACAGUCGUUCAUAAGACUGCCAGCAAAUCCGAUAUAUUCCCUGAACAAACCUUCCAGAAGACCCUGGAGGACAGGAAUCACAGCUCCUUACUGGGUUACUCAGUGACCACGCUGACGAGCGAUGACUCUGAGCUGUAUGUUGCUGGAGCCCCCCGUUCCAACCAUACUGGCCAAGUGAUCACUUACACUGUAAACAAGCAAGGCGAUCCUGCAGUUGUGCAGUCACAAAGAGGAGAGCAGAUUGGUUCCUAUUUUGGCAGUGUCCUCUGCUCCGUGGAUGUUAACCAGGACUCCCGAUCGGAUGUUUUAUUGGUUGGUGCUCCAAUGUUUAUGAACGACUUGAAGAGGGAAGUGGGACGAGUCUAUAUGUUCUCAGUCAGUAAGGGCAUUUUAGGACAGCGGGAGGUUCUGCAAGGCCCAUCACAUUCUGAGAAUGCUCGCUUUGGAAUGGCUAUUGUUGCUGUUCCUGACCUAAAUGUAGAUGGGUUCAGUGAUGUCAUAGUAGGAGCUCCUUUGGAGGAUGAGAACAGAGGUGCCAUUUACAUUUACAAUGGAGAUGAAAGAACCAUUAGGACAGUGUGUUCCCAGAAAAUAUCUGGCUCAGAAAUCAGCCAGAAGCUGCAGUAUUUUGGAAGGUCUCUUGAUGGCAACGGAGAUUUAAAUGCAGACUCCAUUCCUGACGUAUCGGUCGGGGCCUAUGGGAAUGUAGUGCAACUCUGGUCCCGAAGUAUAGCAGAUGUAACGGUAAAGGCCACUUUUACGCCAGACAAGAUCAGUAUCCUCAAUAAGAACUGUGACUUCAACGGGAGGAGGCUGUUCUGUUUUGAUGCAAGCGUCUGCUUCAAGGCUCACUUUAGGCCAAAAACAGCCACCGGACCUGUGGAUAUCCAAUACAAUGCGACGCUUGAUGCAGAUCUCCAGUCCUCUAGAGUGUCUUCCAGGGGUUUGUUUACUGAAAGCAAUGACCGGCUCCUGCAGAAAAACAUUGGAGUCGGCAACUCAGAAGUUUGCUUUAAGCAUAAGGUUUAUGUUCAGGAGGCGCCUGACUUUGUGAAUUCCAUUGGCCUGCGUGUUGACGUUGGCCUGGAGAAGCCUCAGAGCAGCCCUGUGCUGGACAUGUACAGACACAACUCCUGGGAGUUCUCUAUUCCCUUCUCUAAAGACUGUGGUGAAGAUGAGCUCUGCUUGUCCGAUAUCGUGCUGAAUGUCCAGAAGAAGAAUCUGGAUAGCAGCCCUUCACCACUCCUCAUCAGCACUAAGAACAGAAGGAUAUCAUUCGCAGUGAAGCUGGAGAACACCAUGGAAAAUGCAUACAAUGUGAAGAUCGCUGCCAUUUACUCAAAGAAUUUAUUCUUCUCAUCUCACACCCAACCUGCUGAUGGCACGGAGGUGAAAUGCCAAGUGGAGUCAACUGAAUCCAUCUCUUGCCAGGUUGGAUAUCCAGUUCUCAAACCAGACCAAGAGGUCUCCUUUGACAUCAACUUUGAUUUUAAUUUCAAUCACUUGCAGAAAGAGGCUUAUGUAAACUUCCAGGCUCUCAGUGACAGCACAGAAAAGACGCCCACAAACAAUGUUGUCAACAUCUCAUUUCCUGUUCAGUAUGACUCAGAAAUUACUUUAACAAGAGAUACAAGCUUGAAUUUCUAUGAGAUAAACCGGGAUCUCUUUGUUAAAACCACAGUGAACAGCUAUGAUGACAUUGGUCCUGAAUUCAACUUCACACUGAAGGUUACCACUGGGAGCUUCCCUGUCCACAUGGCCUACCUCACAAUUGCUCUGCCAGUGUCAACCAAAGCAAAUAACCCACUGCUGUACCUCACCGGGGUCAAUACAGAGAUGGCCAGAGAUGUGAGCUGUGAGACAAGCAGUCUGCUGAACCCACUGGAGAUCGGAAAGAGGCCUUACUCGGCAUCCUUCUCCAAGGAGAGGCUCACUGGGAUCAAGGAGCUGGACUGUGACACUGCAACUUGUAAGCACAUCAAAUGCUGGUUCAAAGACUUGGAACCAAGAAGUAAUUAUCUGUUGAAUAUCACAACAAGAAUCUGGAAUGGAAGCUUCACCACUUCAACAUUUCAGUCUAUAAAGCUCACAGCAAGCGCAGAGAUGGAUACGUCAGAGCCUGAACUACUGAUUAUCUUGGACAAAAAACUACCAAUAGAAAUUACAAUUAGCAAACCUGGUGAGAAAGGAGAGGUGCCGGUGGGGGUGAUCGCAGGCAGUAUAAUCGGAGGGCUCAUCUUACUGGCUGCGCUGGUUGCUCUCUUGUGGAAGCUUGGCUUCUUCAAAAGGAAGUACGAGCAGCUGAUGAAGAGCGCCGAUGACGAUGGAGAGGCUGAUGCCCUGCAGGACGAGACUUCAUGAGCGCGAUACGCCCGGGCACUCUGAACAGUGGAACUGCAGCUUUCUUUAUACGCUUUCAUGUUGGGGACCAAAGGGAAUGUUAUUAAUGGCAAGCUCUGUAACGGCACCACUGCAGAUUCACUGUACAGGAAAGGGUGCUGCAAAGGUUAAAACUGGCCAGUGGGUUUGAUUCCUUGCAUGAAGAGGCCAGUUGCUUUUUUGGACAUUAACUGGAUUAUUUCAGGUAGCAGCAAGAGAUAUGCUGCAGUAAUGCUCUGAUAGUGAGUGGAUCUCUGUGGAGCAUUCCAGGAAAAUCAUAUUUACAUUUAAAAAGAACAGCUUUUAUACCCAGCGUUGGACUUCCCUUCGUAAAAUAACAUUCUACUCACGUUCGUUCAGACAGCAGCUGCAAAACAUGUGCUGACAUGCAAUCAUUUACAAAUUGUUACAAUUUCAGCAGUCUUACAUUUUAGGGUCUCCUUAACGACCAGAUCAGAUUUAAUACAAUGGGCCGCUAGGCCUUUGGGUUGCUAACUAGGUUCUGCUGAAAUGCCCAGUUACAGAAUCAUCUGCACUGUUGCAUGUUAACUUCAUGUAUUCCAUGUGUCUGGUUUAACCCUUAAGAUACACAAGGAACUGAGCCGUUAUUGAAACUGUUUCUUCUUAAAAUACAUUUGAGAGAGUGACUCAAGUAUCAUGAGGAGGAAACUGACAAUUUGGAUUAACAGAUCCAACCCGUCAGCAAGUUUGAAACCGUUUCGUGCACCUCAUUGCAAAAAUAAUAAAGUUAGCAUGGUUUUUAUUUUGGUGGGACACAUGUGUCCCUUGUACCUCAACAGAUUCAGUAAAGCAUGCUUUCACAUUUUUUAAUUCUCAGUGUUAUCAUUAUCAUUGAGGUGUUAAUGUAGCUGCCAAUCAGUACACCAAACCACUACCAAUACACCACUAGAGACAAGUUCUGUUUAUAGGGGAGAAGCAGGAAAAACAAGAGGAUCCAGGAUGUUCUGCCUUGUGCUUAUUUUAUCAUCACACGUGUCAUCUUUUACAGUGUGCUGAAUAUCAAACAAACCCUGAAUUUCUGUGUCCCAACUUGAGAUAAAGUGUAUGUAACAGUACUGAAUAUUUUGAGAGUUUGAGUUCAACUUACUUGAAAAGUGUGCCCACGUACUCGACAAGUCUUACAGAACAUGAAUUAUAAAAAACAUUUUAGGAGUAUAAGACACCAUUCGUUUUUACUUUUGAAAGAAGAAUGCAGUUAUCCAUCAGCUAGUAAAACGAGACUCCCUGUUAAAUGCAAAGGAAACCACACCAGAUGUCCAUGAUACAGAUUCAAGGAUCACUCUAAUAGGAUCCUGUAUCUACAAGGUUAUUGUUAGGGUUAGGCUACAUUCAUUCACUUUCUGAGGAAAACAUCUCAAAUAUUGUUCCCUAAAAGCAGGUGACUGCAUGUAUUAUGCUUUGGAACGUUACAGAGAUCUGCUUUAUAUUUCUUGUUGAAUAUAUUUUUGCUGGUGUAUUACUAAUGUACACAAAUUGUUAUCAUGUAUAAAACCUGCAUAAAAAUGCCAGGCUUGUUCUCUGAGAGCAUUAGUACCUCCAGUGUCAUGUAUCUGAAACAAAAAUGUGUACAUUUGUGUUCUGUUUCCAUUCCACUGUAAUGUAAGCACAGCUAUGGCCAAAAGUUUUGCAUCACCUAUAAUUUUAGGAUUAAAACUAUAUAUAUAUAUAUAUAUAUAUAUAUAUAUAUAUAUAUAUAUAUAUAAUGUUAAUGCUCCCUCACUAUAAGGCUCUCGGGUGUAACGCGCCUCAAAUAUAACGCUCCUACAGUAUGUCCCCCAAUUCCCUAUACUAGUUAUUCAUGCAAUAUUUCUACAGUAAAUACAGUACUGAUGUUCAAACUGUAAACAACUUCUCAGUCUAACUCGUUCCCUUUUGAAACAGUAUCUGAACUGAAGUAAUGCUGCGCUGGCACUUUAUAACACAAACAUCUUAUUCAGCAUUUGUUUUAUAACUAAAUAAAUAUUAGGCCUAUUACAUGGUUAUCUUUCUAAUGUAUUUACUGUUUUGCUGCAAGAGCAGCUGCAACUUUCUCCAGGAGACGAGACUCUUCAGCUUCGCUUCAGGCCCGCUCUGGCAGCCGAACCUGGGGCGAACCCAUUCCCUCUUCCCCUCUCCAGACCCGCUCUCCUUCUCACAGUUGGUUUGCUUGUCUGUCGCUUCGAACUGAACUCCCGACCGCCGUUUAGCCAGGGUAUUUAUAGUUUAAAAACAGCUCAUUAAAAUGAUCCACGAGUAGGAAUGUUACCUUUUUUUUUGUUGUAAAAAAUAUAGCGUUGAUUACAUGGUGCUUUAUGCAUGUUUAAUUCACGAAAAGUUACAUUUUUGCUUCACUAUAUGUGCAUUAUAGAGAGGGAGUUAUGUGGCCCGCGGCGCCCCCCACCCUCUCCCCCAUUUAUAACACUCCAGUUAUAACGCUCAUAUUGUGUGUCCCCUAAAACCUGUUAUAGCGAGGGAGCACUGUAUAUAUGAACAUAAUUUAGAUCUUUUAUUUAAAAUCACGUAAUCAAAGAAACUACAAAAUGAUGUCGCAAAAGUCUACCGGCAGCCAUAAUAGUAGUACUGUAGUAUUUCGAUAGAUUAGAUUUUGAUUUUUCAAUUUGUUAAUUUUUCAUCAAGUAUAUGGGAAAACCAAAAAGCGGUAUGCAAUUCAAUAUGUUAACAGAACAUUAUUCAGCAGGUGUAAUUCGAAUCGAACUUAUGAAGCAAAAUGAGUUAAUUCCAUAGGGUGAUGCAAAACGUUUGGCCAUAGUUGUAAACAUUCACUUAAAAUGUUUUUAAAAGGAUGUACUUGAAAAUCCCAAUGCUGUAUAUAGUAGAAUCCCAGUUUGUAUAUAAAGUAGUGUACAAUUUCAAGAACACAUUGUAUUGUAAGGAUCUCUUGGUAUCGGCACGACCAUUCAAACAGUGGAUCUUUGGGUUAAAUGUCAGAAGUGCCUUGUGAAAGUGCUUCUGAGGACUUUGCUGAUUGCACUGACUGUGAGCACAGGGUACUUCUACCACUGCAGGCGUUUUGUACAGAUUUAUUGUGGAUAUUCGCAAUGCCAGUCUCACGCCAGGCUGGUACUAUGUGCUGAUUACAACAAAAAGCUUAUUUACAAUUGCACACUUUAAAGAAAUAAAACAUGUGAUGACCUCAAA